Messenger RNA from Macrosiphum euphorbiae (potato aphid), 519 nucleotides. The record is from the annotation of a GenBank genome assembly. Lineage: Eukaryota; Metazoa; Arthropoda; Insecta; Hemiptera; Aphididae.
AUGAUGACAUAUGAUGAGACUACCACAUUACUAUGCCAAAUAGAAGCAGUGUUGAAUUCACGGCCAUUAACACCACUGUCAAGCGAUCCUUCUGACUUCAAUGCUUUGACAGCCGGCCAUUUCUUGAUUGGUGGUCCACUACAGCUCCCACCUGAGCCAGAUUGUACAGGCAUUCCACAGAACCGUCUACGUCGUUUCAAACUCAUGCAAGCACAAGCACAGAUUUUUUGGAAACGAUGGUCUUCCAAAUAUUUGCCCCAGUGUCAACGAAGUGGUAAGUGGACCAAACUCACUCGAAACAUUGAAGUAGGAGACUUAGCAGUUUUAAAGAAUGACAAUAGCCCACCACUGCAAUGGGACCUAGUUCGUGUUACCAAAGUUCAUCCAGGCCCUGAUGGAAUUGUCCGAGCAGUCACGGUACGGAAUUCUUUGGGGUCCGAGUUCAAGCGUCCAGCAACCAAAUUGGCUGUUCUAUCCACUGAUAACGAUGAAGUCGGAGAAGGGCAGAACGCGUUAUAA